GUUGUAGGAAAUACUGCAAUUAUACGUGCUCGAAGGGACACGUGGAAAAUGUCCAUGGAUGUAUUAGCCUCUAACUAAAUUGUCACCAACAGUGCUAUGGUUUUUGCGAUUUACUAACCGGGAAUAAGAAUUUAACGAGGGGCACGUGAAUGCAACAUACGUACGCACUUCAGACCGCUGCCUGUUGUGGCUCGUUACUAACUUGGGACAGAGAUGUCUACUGCACUGAGUCUGCGUCUUUUCCACUGCUACUCAAAGCCAGGCCCAUUUGGAUAUGGUCCUGGUGCCAUUCGCCCAUUCAUUCUCAGUGUGCAGAGAGAGGGCUACAAGUAUGUAAAUGCUCAGGAGCUGCCAACAGACCUGAGGUCCAUCACUGACCGGGCUGCAACAACCCUCCUUUGGACUGAACUUUUUAGAGGUUUGGCGAUGACCAUGAGUUACCUGUUCCGUGAACCUGCCACCAUCAACUACCCGUUUGAGAAGGGCCCUCUGUCACCCCGCUUCCGUGGAGAGCACGCUCUCCGCCGCUACCCUAAUGGAGAGGAGCGCUGCAUCGCCUGUAAGCUGUGUGAGGCCGUCUGCCCUGCUCAGGCCAUUACCAUUGAAGCGGAGACUCGAGCUGAUGGCAGCAGGAGGACUACACGCUAUGACAUUGAUAUGACCAAAUGUAUCUACUGUGGCUUCUGCCAGGAAGCCUGUCCUGUUGAUGCCAUUGUUGAGGGUCCAAACUUUGAGUUCUCCACAGAGACCCACGAGGAGUUGCUGUACAACAAAGAGAAGCUGCUCAACAAUGGAGACCGAUGGGAGGCGGAGAUAGCAGCCAACAUACAUGCAGACUACUUGUACAGAUAAAUGUUUACACUGCCCGCAAAGAUUUGUCACAAUAUGAAAGUUAUAUUUCUUAUCAUCCUCCUAUCCAUUGAGAUUAAGUGUAGUUUAAAAGAUAUUCCAGUGAGUUUCAAAUGAGCAGUGAAGCUUUGCAGCCUCAGAUUAUGUUGUUAGAACUGUGAAAAAAUAUAUAAAAAUGCACAAAUCAUGUCUUAUGUUAUAAAGAUGGAUGAUGUUGUACUUUAUGACGUUGACUUUAUAGUCUGUAACACAUGUAGCCUAUGUACAGUCUAUUAUGUAUUAUUUUCUGCUGCACUUUAAAAGCUGGUUUUAGAUAGAUAGAUAGAUAGAUAGAUAAAUAGAUAGAUAGAUAGAUAGAUAGAUAGAUACUUUAUUGAUUCCAAAGGGGAAAUUCAAGGUCCCAGUAGCUUGAAGACAUCACACACAACAUACACAUACAUCAUAAACAAGACGAUAAAACAACAAAUCCAAAUGGAUAAUUUGGACAAUAAAAGAAAAAAUACUAAAACAAAAAUCCACAUGAAUGUACUUAGGGAUGUAUAACAAUGAGACGCUUGCAGUGACAGGGCAGGGACUGACCCUGUGAUUCAGUAUGCAUGGUAAAGUAAGGUUUUAUCUGACAUAGGUAGGACAUUUCUAAAAGAAUAUAUGUAUGUAAUGUUAUGGUAUUUAAGAUAUUGAAAUAAAUCAUGUUUUAAAACUUCAA
Etheostoma spectabile (orangethroat darter) is the source of this 1555-nucleotide messenger RNA. It is a transcript of the gene ndufs8b, whose product is annotated as NADH:ubiquinone oxidoreductase core subunit S8b. Gene Ontology annotation, molecular function: 4 iron, 4 sulfur cluster binding; NADH dehydrogenase activity. The transcript is spliced from 7 exons. The record is from RefSeq and is a predicted model, not a curated record. NCBI's taxonomy places the organism in Eukaryota, Metazoa, Chordata, Actinopteri, Perciformes, Percidae. Gene Ontology annotation, cellular component: respiratory chain complex I; membrane. The coding region runs from base 214 to 852 and encodes 212 amino acids. Gene Ontology annotation, biological process: mitochondrial electron transport, NADH to ubiquinone; mitochondrial respiratory chain complex I assembly.